AUGCUUCUUCACACGGGCCGAUCAACGAAGGGUCGACCAGGAUUACUGCUCUUUUUAUUCCUUGCCAUUGUUUUGAUUGCGCAAUUAGCCGCUGCCCAAGACAAUUCAGAUUCACCGAACAACGACGAUACAAACAACGACAACAAUAGCGACCAAAAUGACGAUAACAGCGACACAACGUCAAGCGAGACAUCAUCAAGCACAUCAAGCACGUCAACAGACAGCUUUCCUGUCAUGACUGUUCCUCCAACAGACGAUGCGCCGUACAUGCAAAAGUCCUCGGCGCCAGAAGGGACCGUCUUCAUCGCCGUCGGAGCCGUCCUAGGCGCAAUGGGCCUCUCUGUCCUGGCAUGGCGGGGAAUCGUGGCGUGGUCUGUGAACCGCUCCGUCCGCCGAGCAGCCAUCAUGCACUCAUCCGAGAGCAAGGGUCUGCUUCGCGGCAAGAAGAAGCGCUCAAAACGAUCCCACUCCCGCAGCCACAGCCACAGCCACCACAACGCCGUCUCUCUCGAAAAAAUGGGUGUGAACCGCCAAAGCCCCUACAGGGACUCGGUGCGAAACUCCAAGAUUCCAACCUCCGGAAGUGGACUGUUCUUCUCUCCGACGGCAGGAAUGCAAAACAGCGCAAACCGCGGCUCGAGUUACCUCCCGGCUGGUUACUAUUCUGCGGGCAAUGCCGCCGCUGGUCUUGCCCAAAAUGUGGGCUUCUCCUCCGAUAGUCUCCCGCCACAAACUCGUGGAUAUACUCGUACGGGCUCCGGCCCUAGCCCGCCAGCUACCCCGGGGGCUCAGCCAGGAAUGCACGAUCCACCCAAAUACAGCAAUAGCAAUAUGCGACAAUCCUACGCCGCCGCAGGGUCAACAAGCAGUGUGAACCUCUCUUCCCCGCCACCGGGAAGAACACCAAGUGCAUAUCUAGAAGAUCUCUUCGAGUCUCAUCAUAACCCUCCCCGUUCUCCUGGGAGACAUCGCUAG
Aspergillus puulaauensis is the source of this 975-nucleotide messenger RNA. RefSeq lists its product as uncharacterized. NCBI's taxonomy places the organism in Eukaryota, Fungi, Ascomycota, Eurotiomycetes, Eurotiales, Aspergillaceae. The transcript has a single exon. The coding region runs from base 1 to 975 and encodes 324 amino acids. The record is from RefSeq and is a predicted model, not a curated record. Gene Ontology annotation, cellular component: fungal-type vacuole.